AUGUCCGCCGCAUUCGCCGCUGGCACGUGUCAGCUGACGUGGCGCACGGUUUCUUCUGCUGCGUUUUCCGAGGCGCGCGAAAGUGCUUCGCGGCUCGCUAGACACGGUCAGGGAGCUCGGGUUCGGUGUAGCGGCUGGAAGGGAAACACGUGGCGACUCAGGAGUGGCCAAGAGGCCUCCGGGAGAUGGAAUGGCGACGGGAAAAGGACUCGCGUGGCGCGGUUACGAGCAGGCCUGGAUGACCAAUCAGGCCCCACCUCGCCAAUGCAAGGGCAGACGCGGAGGCAGCUGCUGGUGGAGUAUGUGAGGGGCGUGCAGCCGGACUUCAUGGAGAAAUUCUUCCAGCAUGCUGAGCCGCAGUUGGUGGAUGCAAUGAGACAGACUGUGAGCAACAUGCUGGGGUCGCUGCCGCCGCAGUAUUUCGAAGUCACCGUCACAACGGUGGGGGAGAAUCUUGCGCAGCUCAUGUUCAGCGUGAUGAUGACAGGUUACAUGUUCCGCAACGCACAGUACCGCCUCGAACUCUCCUCCUCCUUUGCUGGUGCCGUUGCCCUCCCCGCUGCCUCCUCCUCCUCCCCCUCCUCCUCUCCUACCUCCCUCCCGUCAUCCUUCCCUCCUCACAUCCCUUCCUCCUCCUCCUCCUCCUCCUCCUCCUCCUCCUCCUCUUCCUCCUCGUCGCCUCAACCACUACCAGCAUCGUCAGCCUUUAUGUCUUCAGACAGACAGAGUGGGACCAGCAGUAACAGCAGCACCAGCGGCAGUGACUCUGACUCUGGAUCGGUGUCCCCGUGGCCGCCCACUGACAGCGCCUUACCUCUGGGCCCGGUCCAGAAGACGCACGUGGCAGGCGAGGUGCUUCGGUGGGAUGCUGAGGCUGAGCGGGUGGUUCGGGUGCCGGCAAUGGACUAUGUGGAGCUUCUAGAGGGGGAGGUUCGGGCAUUAAAGAGAAGAUUGGAGGAGGAGGAGGCGAGACUGGCACGAGUGGGGGGCGGGGGAGGAGGCAGUGGGAAUGCGCUGCUGGAGUAUUUGAAGGGACUGGAGCCGCAGAAUAUACAGGAGCUGACAGCCAGUGCUGAUGACGAUGCGCUGGCAGCCAUGAAUGCGUUCAUCCAACGGCUGUUAGGCGUUCCUGAUGUUGGGGAGAUCAAGUCCGUGGCAUCAGAGACUACAGUGACCGAGCUGGCGAAGCUGCUCUAUUGGUUAAUGGUGUCUUUCCUUCCGUUUCUGUUUCUGUCACUGCUGCUGGCGUUCGGCAUGAUGGCGUGUGCACCAGCAGAGGCAGCACGGAUGUUGAAGGCGAAUCUGGUCAACCCGAACGGACCAACCUCCGCACACAAUGCGCUUCAAUCCUCAGCAUCUGACCAGUUCUUCCCUGUCCCAGCAGCUGAGCAUCCGCCUCCUGUCCAAACUGCCGUCGGAUCUGAGCCGUCAGAUGGCCCCGUUGCUGUGACAUCUGAGCCGUCCAUCGACCCCCUGGUUGUUGUGUCUGUUGUGAAUGGAGAUGAGGAGGAGGCAGGCAAUGAGCCGGAUGGAGUUGAUUCCAGCGCUGCUGCUGCCGCUCCACUUCCAACCUCCUGGUUGAGGCCAGCACAGUUGCCCAACCACCCUCAGAUGCCCAACGAUCCUCAGCCUAACGAUCAUGGUCCCUUCCUCCUGGAGACCGAUCCCAUGCCAGCUGUGGGAUCAGAGGAGGAGGCUCCAGCGGGGAAUGAGGAUGUGCUUGUGCCGGAGAUCUACGUCGCUCUGCCAGAAGAAGCAGUGCCUGCGGAGGCUCCAGCAGGGUCACAGGGUGUUGCACCCACGCCUGAUGCUGCUGACUCCAGUGGUUCUGGUCCUGUUCCAACCGCCUGGUUGAGGCAGGCAAAGGUUAAAGGUGACCAUCAGGUGGCAAAUGACGAUCAGGUGCCGAAUGACCAUGGUCCCUACCUUCUGGGGACUGAUGCUGCCAUUCCAGCUAUGGGUUCAGAGGAGGAGGCUCCAGCAGGCAAUGAGAAUGAACUGUUGCCAGCCGUUCUUGUCCCUCAGCUGGAGGAAGCAGCACCUGGGGAGGCUCCAGCAGGCAAUGGGGAUGUGCUUGUGCCAGAGAUUUACGUUGCUCUGCCAGAAGAAGCAGCACCUGGGGAGGCACCAGCAGCAGGAUCCCAGGGUGUUGCACCCAUGCCUGAUGGUGCUGAUUCCGGUGGUUCUGGUCCUGUUCCAAGUGCCUGGUUGAGGCAGGCAAAGGUUAAAGGUGACCAUCAGGUGCCGAAUGACGAUCAGGUGCCGAAUGACCAUGGUCCCUACUUUCUGGGGACUGAUGCUGCCAUUCCAGCUGUGGGCUCAGCAGGCAAUGAGGAUGUGCUUGUGCCAGAGAUUUACGUUGCUCUGCCAGAAGAAGCAGCACCUGGGGAGGCGCCAGCAGCAGGACCCCAGGGUGUUGCACCCAUGCCUGAUGGUGCUGAAUCCAGUGCCCUUGUUCCUAUUCCAAAUGACCGUGGUCCCUACCUUCUGGGAGUUGAUUCAACUGUCGGUUCGGAGCAGGAGGCUACAGUAGGAGAGGAGCAGGCACUGUUGAAACUGCCAGCUGUUAUUGUCCCUCUGCCGGAGAAAAAUGCACCAGGGGAGGGUGCAGCAGGCUCCCAGGUUGUUCCACCUGAGAAUUAG
Molecule: messenger RNA, 2643 nt
Organism: Closterium sp. Naga37s-1
Lineage: Eukaryota; Viridiplantae; Streptophyta; Zygnematophyceae; Desmidiales; Closteriaceae
Source: the annotation of a GenBank genome assembly